Cuscuta europaea is the source of this 1407-nucleotide messenger RNA. NCBI's taxonomy places the organism in Eukaryota, Viridiplantae, Streptophyta, Magnoliopsida, Solanales, Convolvulaceae. The record is from the annotation of a GenBank genome assembly.
GAUAUUGUUUUCAAUUUUAGCCUAUUUUGAUAAAUUACAGAUGAAAUAUUACAAAAAUAAUGGGCCUUACUGAAAUCAAAGCCCAUUUACAAGUCGAAUAGAUUCCUAAUUCCUUGCGCAUAAAACGAAGAAAGACUCUUAGCAUUUUCCUUUUCAAGUGGGAGAUUGGGAGAAUAGAAUAAAAUUACGCAGUGUAAUUUAGGGCUCUUCCACCUGCGCAUUUUCAGAUCAGGUAAAAUGCCUCGAUACGAUGACCGUUAUGGAGGAACCCGCCUCUAUGUAGGCCAUCUUUCUUCCAGGACCCGCACCCGUGACUUGGAGCACGUAUUUAGCAGAUAUGGGAGAGUACGUGAUGUGGACAUGAAGCGUGAUUAUGCAUUUGUGGAAUUCAGUGAUCCUCGAGAUGCUGAAGAUGCCAGGUAUAGCUUACAUGGAAGGGAUUUUGAUGGGAGUCGCAUUAUAGUGGAGAUUGCCAAAGGGGUACCCCGUGGUGCUGGCGGAUAUCGUGAUGUCGGGUAUCGUGAUACCGGCUAUCGUGACGGUGGAUCUCGUGAUUACAUGGGCCGAGGCCCCCCUCCAGGAGCGGGACGUUGCUUCAAUUGUGGCCUUGAUGGGCAUUGGGCUCGAGAUUGCAAGGCUGGGGACUGGAAGAACAAAUGCUACCGUUGUGGGGAUCGAGGACAUAUAGAAAGGAACUGUCAAAACAGCCCUAAGAAGCUGAGUGGACGUGGGCGGAGUUACUCUCGCUCACCAUCCCCACCUCGCAAAAGGAACCGAAGCCGUAGUCACAGCAGGGGUCGUAGUUACAGCCGGUCGAGAUCACCUGUGAAAAGGGAGCGAAACAUUGAGCGGGAAGAGAGAAGGUCCAGGAGCCCCUCGAUGCAUAAUAACAAGUCUUCAUCACCACCAGCAUCACCAAAUGGACAAAAGCCUAGCCCCACACCUGAAAAAAGAAGCCCCCAAGAAAGAGGAAUGCCAUCCCCAAGGGACUACAACAUGCCAGUCAAUGGUGAGUAUGACGGGAGCCCCAAGGAGGAGGAUGAAACUGAAAGGGACGACCCAAGAUAUGAUGAUGAUGAUGAUGCUGAUGCUGAUGCUGAUGAGAAGACUAGCAGUCCCCAGGAAGAUAAUGGGCGCUCUCGUAGUAAUAGCCCUAUCCCUAUGGAUAAUAAUGCUAGUCCCCAGGAUGAAGAUGAGUAUGAUGAGGAAAAACAUGGGUCUCCGAGGGAGGAGAGCGUGUCCCCUUGAUUUGGUUCAUGUUAUAUAUGUGUUGCAACUAUGUGUAUUUUAGAACCAUAAUUGUUUUAUACCAGCAAGACUUGAAACAUAUUUUUUGAUGAGGUUUUGAACUAAUUUUGUGUAAUUUGAGGCUCAUUGUGCUACAAUCAUUAAUAAACCUAUGGUUGC